CACCUCUUUCAAUACUGUAAACAUGCAAAUAGACACUGUUCCUCAAAUCCCGUUAUUAAAAACAUCUUUGUUUGCAUUCACUAGAUUCCAAUUCCUAACCGCCAUCCCUGAUCACAGGUUCGACAUGGACUGCAAAAGACACACAAAAUCUUGCCAUCUCGAGGUUAUACACACACCGAGAUAACCCUGCACGAUGUCUGUGUCUGAUGCUAGUCUUGGGUGGAGCAGACAUCGCUCGAUGGCGUUGCGUGGGGCGGAAUCCGUGGUGCUGCUCGCGUCUCCAGACUCGUUUCUCCCGGAAGUGGGUGGUUAAGUCGCCACUCGGUCACUGCUGGCUAACGAGCGAUCGCUGGGAUGAAGGAGAGUCGGGGACAUUCUUGGGGCUGACAAAUAUCUGACGACAAAGCUGUGAAAUUUCAUUUUUUUAAACAAUUAGUUGCGGUAUAUCCGCAGAAAUCCACCACAAACGCUCACAAAAAGGCUCAGACACCCCGCCGCCAAGAUGAUGGAAGAAAUUGACAGAUUUCAAGUGCCGACCGAGGCAGAGAUGCAGCCUUUUCAGGAUCCAGCAUCAUCAACUACAUCAGAGACAGACUCAGAUACCAGGGAGAGUGAACCUGCCACCCUCAACUAUAAACCUUCUCCUCUCCAUAUGAAGAUAGACAAACAGAGAGAGUUGGUUAGGAAAGGAUCACUGAAAAAUGGCAAUGUUGGAAGCCCUGUCAAUCAGCAACCCAAGAAAAAUAAUGUGAUGGCCAGAACAAGGCUAGUGGUUCCCAAUAAAGGCUACUCUUCUUUAGACCAGAGUCCAGAUGAGAAACCUUUAGUUGCUCUAGACACAGACAGCGAUGACGACUUUGACAUGUCUAGAUAUUCCUCGUCAGGAUACUCGUCAGCCGAGGUGAGGUCUCUAAGGGAACAGCAGAUAAACCAGGAUCUGAACAUCCAGCUACUGAAAGAUGGCUACAGGCUGGAUGAGAUCCCUGAUGAUGAAGACCUGGACCUCAUACCACCCAAAUCCGUUAACUCAACCUGCAUGUGCUGCCAAGCCACCUCCGCCACUGCUUGUCAAAUCCAGUAAAUCUGUCACCUUUUCCCCUCCCUGUGCUCCCUCCCUCUCUUCCCCUCCCUCGUUCCCUUUCAUAACCUCAGAUAAGACAUCUAAUCAAUAUUACAGAGGGAAAUGUACAGUAAACGUUACGAUGAACAUGGUGUACAGGAAUAUGUGAACACACACACACACACAAAACACAUUACAUGCGCUAAUGCACACACAUAGACACAUUUACUCUUAACAUAUGAUUAUUAACAUGACUAUUAUUGGUUGCUUCCUCCUAUGGCAGGAUAUGCAUUGUUUGCUAAUACGCUAGGAGAGUCUGCUCACUUUCACCUCCUAGCUGGCAUUGUGUUAUACUGUACAAGUGAACGUAGAACAAAUAAAGCAUUCAGAUGGCUUUAACUGUGAAUUAAAAACAACUUGAUGUUACAGAGAGUUUGAAAUAGCUUAUCCACUGAAUUCUCUGCUUUCAUGUUGCACUCGUUGCAUUAACGUUGUCGUUAUGGUAAGAUUUGAUUUCCGUACGGAUCUGGUUGGAUGUUUAUUGUUCGUGGCUGCUAUUGAGGCUAUACUUGGAUUCGUUUCUGUUGAACAUUUUGCAUGUUGGUGCAUUCGUACUGCAGCGCUAACAGUAGCCUUGUCUGGCAUGCACCUGGGCAUCACACUUUUUGUUUACUCUUGAUAUCUCACACACGUUUAUUUAAUUGAAUCACGUUUGAAGCUACGCUGGAUUUGAGAUGCGAAUGAGUCAUGAACGAAAAGGGAAAACAGCAACCCUUUUUUAUUUGAUUGGUCAAGGUCUAGAUAUUUGUUAUUUUCACAGUAACCUCUCACAACAGAUGAUAAAAUGAUUACAUGAAGACCUUUCUGUCUCUCAAAGCAGUUUUUCAAAGGUCAGAAAUCACUGGGUAUGAUUUAAUAACUGUUAUGACAUUUUGGAAAUGCAGUUUCAUUUCUUGGACACAAUGACCAAACAUAUUAGAUAUUUACACUUCCUGUAAGCUUCUUAAAAUAAGUAUUGUUUUAUUCUGGAAGAUGUUCAGAUUUCAAAGACUUGAAGGCACCAAAGAAUGUUUAUGCUCCUUGUUGGAAGCUAUGUUCAUUUUAAUUUAGCAUUUUAUAUGCAUACCACCGAUCAGGAUACAUCACUGCAUUUCAUGAAAAUCAGUUGUGGGCUGUUUAAAAGCACUGUUUUCUGCUGGUCUUUGGAACUAAACCUAGAAUGUUAAUGUUGCUAAAUUGAUCAAAUCCCUGACAUUCAUUAUUGUUAUUAUUAAAAAUGAUUCAAGCUGUCAAUGAUGAACCUGCACUGUUCAUCUUCACAUGAAAUCCUUUUACAGAUUUUUCCCUUCAAUUCAGCUUUGAAAGCCAAACGCAUUUUAUGUGUUAUCUUUACACUCUACUGUCUUGAUCAAGAAACUGAUUUCAUUCGAACUGCUCAUAUUCACUCUUUAGUGCGUUUUAACUAUGACUAAAAUAGUGUAAUGACCUGAUGUAUUCAAUUCAAAGCGUAAUCAAAGGUGAGCGUUUGUUGGACAAAAGCUGUGUUUUUAUGUUAUAAAUAUGUUAAUUAUGUGAGAAAGUCCAUUUAUGUAUUAACAAUGUUGUCAUUGGUUUCAGUGAUAUCAAUAAAAGCAGACCUGAAUGAACUUUUCUUUGUUUUAAUUAAUCCUCUACAUACAUAAUUUAUAGGUUAUGAAAGCAGUUGAAUGUUGCAUAAAUGAUACUGAUGGAAAAGUACAGCACGUGUGUGUACAACGCUAGUGGCUCAAGGUCUGUAAGACACAGAUAUACACAUCACAACACUUGCAUUCACACUACACACAACUGAGAAGAGUUUUGUAAAUUACAGCAAAGUACUUCUCAGUAACUUGCUAGUUACAUUCUGCAAUCUAAGAGUUCUUAAGCUCAAAACAAGGCACAGGUUGAGCAUUUUUACAAUGACAGUAUGUUUCAAAUAACCUGCUUCUUGAAUUCAGGCUCACAACCUACUAAACAUAUGGAACAUCUGAACAAUAAAUCAGCACAGAUACUAUGUAACAAUAAAAGCCAAACAUCUGUUGAUCUGUUAUCAUAAUAUAAAAAUCGAUACAAUUGUUAUUGAAUAAAGAUCCAAUAGAUGCAUUGAUUGUUGAUUCACAUGUAAAAUUCAGUUUGUGCUUGUGUCUUUUAAAGCACAAUGGCUGAUCAUUACGGUAGAUUCAAACUAAAUCUAGAUUCAAAUUACAUUGAGUAUUUCAAGUAAACAGCUGAACAGUGGAAAGACUUCUGAAGUCAACAUGUAUGAAAAUGAAAAACCCAUUCACAAAACUAAUAAAAGUCUGUUACUCAAGUUCACUGAUUGAUUGUAAAUACUACAGGCUGCUAAUAAAACCAUAGGUAGUGGGAGAAAUAUACAAUCUUUGUUCUGUCUUUUUCAGCUGUGCAGUCAUGGAUCUAAGGCACAGCUUUUAGUUUGUGUUUUCCCAUAACACACCUAUAGAUGGCGGUGCUACACUAUUAGUGAGUGAACUUCUGUUAAAUCUCACUACAUCACUUGUGAAGGCUGAUAAAAAAAGUUUCAAAAAGAAAUAAUAAAAGUGUUCUGAAUAAAGAGAAUUUUCAAUGCUGUACAUUAAAUAAGUUACAUUCUUUUGCAUAACUGAAUAGAAUAUGCAAAUAAGUACGAUUGUUAAAAAAA
Messenger RNA from Sinocyclocheilus rhinocerous, 3737 nucleotides. RefSeq names its product family with sequence similarity 219 member Ab (gene fam219ab). The transcript is spliced from 6 exons. The record is from RefSeq and is a predicted model, not a curated record. NCBI's taxonomy places the organism in Eukaryota, Metazoa, Chordata, Actinopteri, Cypriniformes, Cyprinidae. Bases 503 to 1081 code for a protein of 192 amino acids.